UAGACGAUAGAUUUUCGUCCGAACGGGGUAUCACGGGAACUCGUCAGGAUGCUCGGUGGAAGCUACGAGACCCAGGCCGAGUACUAUCCCCAAUGGCACCAGCCGUACAACUACGUCACCCAGCUGCCUUACGGCCAGUACCCGGACGCGGAGAGCCACUCGGGGCCCUACUGGAGCACCGACUCGGGCAUGUCGAGCAGCAGCACGGGCUCGGGCAGUCCGCCCGCCUCGUCGCCACCGCUGAUCGAGGAAAUCGGCAUCCAGGAGCCCAGCUACCCGUCCCCCCAGUCCUGCGACUACUCGCCUCCCCAACAACAGUACUCCCAGCACCAACAACAGCUCAGCCCCAGCAACAACCAACAGCAGCACUACUUUGCCGAUCAGCCCUCGGUUUACCAACAGCAACAACUUAUGCCAACGCUCGUCCACCAGCAACCCGAUCCCCAACCGCACCCGUUCGCCGUCCAACAAACGAGUGCAUCAGUGUCGAUGUUGUUGCAACAACAGCAGUGCUGUGCGAGCGACGGCCUGGGAAUGGCGCCGGUCAAGCCGAAACGGCGCAACACGGCCAACAAAAAGGAGAGGCGUCGCACCCAGAGCAUCAACAACGCGUUCGCCGAUCUCAGGGACUGCAUACCCAACGUGCCCGCUGACACCAAGCUGUCCAAGAUCAAGACCCUGAGGCUGGCCGCGAGUUACAUCGGCUACCUCAUGACGGUGCUGGACAGCGACGAGGGCGAGGAGCCGCAGACCUUCCGGGCCGAGAUACUCGCCAGCGGCAGGAGGAGCAAGCCACAGCCGGGCCUGCUGAAUGACGUGGCCAUGCACAUGAUGGGGAUGCAAGAGGAGACGAUAAAAGCCAAGGGCCGAACCGGAUGGCCGCAACACAUGUGGGCCCUCGAGCUGAAACAGGAGCAACAAGCUAACAACAAUCCUUUGCAUUAGGCGUCGUUGCAGUACCACACACUUGCAUAAUUAUUUGUAGAAAUCACGACUUGGAUCGUCGUCGUUUGUAAUUUAUCGCGAAAAGGUGUGCGCCCUAUAUACCAAUGGAGAUACACACUUAACUCCAAUAGCACGCGAAGUUUUUUCUUCUUCGGACUUUAAAACGUUUCGCAUAAUGACCGCGUGGCAACCGUUUUGUCAACAUCGGAAAUGUUCUCUGAUUUUUUUUUUCUUUUCUUUGUCACUAAGAAUCACUUCAAGAAUGACACUUUUAAACUAUGAAAACGUGGUUUCUCACUAUUAUAGCGUCAUUGUGAGCUCGAUACCACUGGUAGCAUUGAGAGCAAGUGACGUUUUUCAAAUGUUGUUUCUGCGCUAUCAGGGCCAUUUUUGUUCGUGAGAUAAUUGUAAAUAAUUUGAUUAAUCGUCCCGCUGAUACGUGGAGCCCGAAUUUGAAAAUGGGGGCCAUCUCUCCGUUGUACAUACAUGAUACCAAACGCCGGAAUGAUUUUCGUUUUUAUUCUUUACGCGCAAUGCAACAUUAACGAAUUCAUCCAAUGACGCGUGAAACCAAAGAGGAAGGUGGAAAAGAGCCGUACUUAAUGAUUUUGUCGAUGUUCGUUAUGUCUUUUUUCCUCCCAAUAUCCCGCAUGACAGAACAAUCGUCGAACAUUACAUAUC
This is a messenger RNA of Copidosoma floridanum, 1626 nucleotides long. RefSeq names its product heart- and neural crest derivatives-expressed protein (gene Hand). NCBI's taxonomy places the organism in Eukaryota, Metazoa, Arthropoda, Insecta, Hymenoptera, Encyrtidae. Gene Ontology annotation, molecular function: DNA-binding transcription factor activity, RNA polymerase II-specific; RNA polymerase II transcription regulatory region sequence-specific DNA binding; protein dimerization activity. The record is from RefSeq and is a predicted model, not a curated record. Gene Ontology annotation, biological process: regulation of transcription by RNA polymerase II; developmental process.